Messenger RNA from Owenia fusiformis, 1066 nucleotides. Lineage: Eukaryota; Metazoa; Annelida; Polychaeta; Sabellida; Oweniidae. The record is from the annotation of a GenBank genome assembly.
AGGGCGGAUGUUGUGCUUGUUAAAAUAAUUGGUGUACUUGUUGAGAUAGACGUUAAGGCGGAUGUUGUGCUUGUUGAAAUAAUUGGUGUGCUUGUUGAUAGAUGUUAGGGCGGAUGUUGUGCUUGUUGAAAUAAUUGGUGUACUUGUUGAGAUAGAUGUUAGGGCGGAUGUUGUGGUUGUUGAAAUAAUUGGUGUACUUGUGGAGAUAGAUGAUAAGACGGAUGUUGUGCUUGUUGAAAUAAUUGGUGUACUUGUUGAGAUAGAUGUUAGGGCGGAUGUUGUGGUUGUUGAAAUGAUUGAUGUGCUUGUCGAGAUAGAUGUUAAGACGGAUGUUGUGCUUGUUGAAAUAAUUGGUAUACUUGUUGAGAUACAUGUAAGGACGGAUGUUGUGGUUGUUGAAAUAAUUGGUGUGCUUGUCGAGAUAGAUGUUAAGACGGAUGUUGUGCUUGUUGAAAUAAUUGGUGUACUUGUUGAGGUAGAUGUUAGGGCGGAUGUUGUGCUUGUUAAAAUAAUUGGUGUACUUGUUGAGAUAGACGUUAAGGCGGAUGUUGUGCUUGUUGAAAUAAUUGGUGUACUUGUUGAGAUAGAUGUUAAGACGGAUGUUGCGCUUGUUGAAAUGAUUGGUGUACUUGUUGAGAUAGAUGUUAGGGAUGUUGCGGUUGUUGAAAUAAUUGGUGUACUUGUUGAGAUAGAUGUUAAGGCGGAUGUUGUGGUUGUUGAAAUAAUUGGUGUACUUAUUGAGAUAGAUGUUAGGUCGGAUGUUGUGGUUGUUGAAAUAAUUGGUGUACUUGUUGAGAUAGAUGUUAAGGCGAAUGUUGUGGUUGUUGACAUAAUUGGUGUACUUGUUGAGAUAGAUAUUAAGGCUGGUGUUGUAGUUGUUGAAAUAAUUGUUGAGGUUGUUGAGAUAGAUGUUAAGACGGAUGCUGUGGUUGUUGACAUAAUUGUUGAGAUAGAUGUUAACGCUGCAGGUUGUGGUUGUUGAAAUGAUUGGUGUACUUGUUGAGAUAGAUGUUAGGGCGGAUGUGGUAGUUGCUGAUAUAAUUGGUGUACUUGUUGAGAUAGAUGU